Messenger RNA from Haliaeetus leucocephalus (bald eagle), 1794 nucleotides. RefSeq names its product NOP2/Sun domain family, member 6 (gene NSUN6). Lineage: Eukaryota; Metazoa; Chordata; Aves; Accipitriformes; Accipitridae. Gene Ontology annotation, biological process: RNA methylation. The transcript has 11 exons. Bases 14 to 1216 code for a protein of 400 amino acids. Gene Ontology annotation, molecular function: methyltransferase activity; RNA binding. The record is from RefSeq and is a predicted model, not a curated record.
AAACUAAAGGAAGAUGUCUUUUUUCCCCAAAAUCUCUUUCCAACAUGAAGUUGAAGAGUAUCUCAUCAAAGUGUUCAGAAAUAAUGAGCUUAUCACUGCUUUAGGUACACAGGAGGCGGAGAGUAAAUAUCAAUCUCUGUUAAGUCAUCUAUCUCAUCCACCAGGUUUCACAACUGUUAGAGUUAAUACCCACUUGGCCUCAGUGAAACAUGUGAAAAAAAUGCUGUUUGAAGAGAUCCAGAAGCAAUUUAAAGGACUGUGUGUUCCAGUUCUUGAGCACCCGAAACUCCAGGACGUCUUAUUAAUUCCUGUCAUUGGACCCAGGCGAGAUUUAAAAAAACAUUCAUCUGAAGUCAUUGUUGGAGCCCACUGUGGAUAUGCAGUACUUCGAGGAGCACAUGUUUAUGUCCCUGGAAUCAUAUCUACCUCAAGAUUUAUGAAAGCUGGUGAUCUGGUCUCAGUAUAUUCAGAUAUUGAAGGGAAAUGUAAAAGAGGAGCCAAAGAAUUUGAAGGAGUCAAAGUUUUCCUUGGAAAUGGGAUUUCAGAAGUGAGUCGCAGUGAAAUCUUUAGUUCAAGUGGCCCAUUGAAUGGGAUGGGCAUAAGAAUGAUAGAGCCAGUCUACCUUAGUCCUUCGUUUGACAAUGUGCUCCCCGGUCAUUUGUUUUUGCAGAACUUGCCUUCCGUGGUUGUGAGCCAUAUUUUAAACCCUCAGCCAGGAGAGAGAAUUUUGGAUAUGUGUGCUGCACCUGGAGGGAAAACAACCCAUCUUGCAACAUUAAUGCAUGACCAGGGUGAAGUAAUAGCUAUGGACAAGAUAGCUAACAAGGUCAAAAAAAUUAAGCAGAAUGCUGAAUUGCUACAGCUGAAUUGCAUUAAGGCCUUUUGCUAUGAUGGAACAAAGGCACUUUCAGCUGAGAAGAGAGAGGAUGAACAAGAAGGACCUCCAUUCUUACCAGAGUCAUUUGAUAGAAUUCUUCUUGAUGCUCCAUGUAGUGGGAUGGGACAGAGACCAAAUAUGGCUUAUUCCUUGACAUUAAAGGAGGUGACUUCUUAUCAGCCUCUACAGCGCAAGCUUUUCACUGUGGCAGUGAAACUGCUGAAGCCAGGAGGUGUUUUAGCAUAUAGUACAUGCACGAUUACACUCUCUGAAAAUGAGGAGCAAGUUGCUUGGGCCCUGAAAACUUUUCCAUGCCUCCAGCUUCAGCCACAGCACUGAAAUCCUGCUGAGGGAAAGAAAGGAAGAGAAGAAUCAGGCUGCAACCUCUUGGCUGCCCAGCUUUACAGCACACAGUACAUGGUUAAGCAACUAAGUUGCAUCAUGUGAUGACUGGGUGAGCUCAUGUAUUAGCAAAGUGUGAUGGCUCAAAAAAUUCUCUGCUGUAGGCUGCAUUCUAGACUACACUAGACUAGAUUUACAAAGGAGCUCUAUUUUUGAUAUUGCAAUGUCAGCUUUUGCACAUUUUGUUCUAUCUGCUUACUGAAUGAACUGAAAGAACAAUCCAGCUAAGAAUUAUUUUUUUUCCAGGAAUCAGUGUAUUAAAUAGAAAGCAGUCAAGGCUACUCACAAGAAAUGCUGAGAAAAGGGCUGUGAUUUUAAGCCCUUCUCCUGUCCAGAAGUUUGAUGCCAAAUGUCUCCUGAAUUCAGAUACACAAGCUGUUCCUUUCUUUCUCUGCCUCAUAUACAUACACAUGUAACAGUAGUCCCAUCUACCUGUUAGUCUAAUUACAUGACACAGAAAAUCCGAAGCUCAGAUUUUUCUGCUGCAUCAUCUUCCAAAAUUAUGCCUUUUCAGG